Molecule: messenger RNA, 2621 nt
Organism: Loxodonta africana (African savanna elephant)
Lineage: Eukaryota; Metazoa; Chordata; Mammalia; Proboscidea; Elephantidae
Gene: TSC22D4
Product: TSC22 domain family member 4
Exons: 5
Coding region: 939-2126 (395 amino acids)
Biological process (GO): regulation of transcription by RNA polymerase II; response to osmotic stress
Source: RefSeq, a predicted model, not a curated record
CUCCGCCCUCCACAGCCCCUCCCUCCGAGGAAGAGCUGGGCUCGGGCCCAGCAGGUGUGGGGUUAAGGGAGCCUGUUUGGGGCCCCAAGAUCAGCAGCAGCAACUGCAACAGCCGUGGCGGCUGUGGCAGGCCUGGCCCCCGGCCAAGUGGCCGGGAGCCCCAGGAAGGAGGGAAGAAGGGAGGGGGAAGAGGGAAAGGAGGCGGAGGAGAGAAGCAGUCAGCAGGCCCGAGGAGGCAGGACUUCCUGGUGUGGGGGUUGUCAACAGCCCAGAAGGGGAAAGACAGAGACCAAGAGCGAGAGGAGCUGAGGAGCAGAGACAGAACCAGCGUUGCCACGCGGGAGGAGACUUGGGACAGCCAUUCGCCAAGACCACCGACGCCAACUGCCCCAGGGGGAGGCUUUCCAUUUGGAAGAGCGGCGGGCGAGCCGCCCCCUCCCAAAUUGGUUGGGAGACGCCUGGGGCUUCAGAGGCCGAGCCUAGGCUCCAUCCUAGAGGUUCCUUGCUUUUCUGGAGAGCAAACUUUCCCCGGAGAUGCCUUGUGGGGUGAGGUGCGGCCCCCGAAGAGGACUGGGCAGCCUGUGAUCGCCGCCUGCUCUCGGCGCUGUGGGGGCCGGAGGCACCAGGGGAAGGACAGCCUGACACCUUAGCCAGGACCCCCAGCUCGGCCUGAGAGUUUGCAAACUCAGCUGUGGAGUUCGAUAGCGACAGCAGCAGGAAAAACCUGCCCUUUCCACCCCCCCUUCCCUACCCUGUUCUCCCUUCACCAACCAGGCACCCCCAGCUCCCCAAGACCCUCCUGCCAUGUCGGACCCAGAUGUCCCCAGGGGCUCUGAUGUCCCCGCCAUGUGGCCUCCCUGUUCCAGGGGCGCCUGAGCCUCUGCGAGGAGCCCCAGCCGCCCCCGCCCACCUCGGCCUAGUCCUGAGUCCCAGGGACUAUGAGUGGGGGCAAGAAGAAGAGUAGUUUCCAAAUCACCAGCGUCACCACGGACUAUGAGGGCCCAGGGAGCCCGGGGGGUGCAGACUCCCCUACCCCACCGGCCCCCACCAGGCCCCCACUCCGGCUGCCCAACGGGGAGCCCAACCCUGAGCCAGGGGGCAAGGGCACCCCCCGGAACGGCUCCCCACCGCCUGGGGCCCCCGCUUCCCGUUUCCGGGUGGUAAAGCUGCCCCAGGGUCUGGGAGAGCCUUAUCGCCGAGGUCGGUGGACGUGUGUGGAUGUUUACGAUAGAGACCUGGAGCCCCCUAACUUCGGCCGCCUACUGGAGGGAAUUCGAGGGGCCUCGGGGGGCACUGGAGGCAGGUCAUUGGAUUCCAGGUUGGAGGUGGCCAGCUUGGGCCUGGGCACCCCCACCCCACAGCCAGGCCUGUCUCAGGGCCCCACCUCCUGGCUCCGCCCGCCCCCCACCUCACCUGGACCUCAGGCCCGCUCCUUAACCAGGGGGCUGGGCCAGAUGGCGGUAACCGGCAAGGCAAUGGUGGAAACAUCCCCCCUGUCGGCCUCCCCGCCCCAGCAGCGCCCCCCAGAGCCUGGGACCCGGGAUAGCGAGGGCACAUCCCGGGCCCCCACCCCCCUGCCCUCCCUGAGGAUGGAAGUGGAGCCUAGGAAUUCAGCAGCGGGGACUCCUCCACUGUCCCGAAGGAAUGAUGGAGCCCUGCAGCUGAGGAUGGAGUUGGUGGCUCCAGAGGAGACAGGGCAGGUGCCCCAACUCGACUCCCACCCAAGCUCCCCAGCCCUCUAUUUCUUCCCUGACUCCAGUCUGGUUCACAAGUCUCCGGACCCCUUUGGAGCAGCGGCAGCCCAGAGCCUCAGCCUGGCCCGGUCCAUGCUGGCCAUCAGUGGCCACCUGGACAGUGAUGAUGAUAGUGGUUCCGGAAGCCUGGUUGGCAUUGACAACAAGAUCGAACAAGCCAUGGACUUGGUGAAAUCCCACCUCAUGUUUGCGGUCCGGGAGGAGGUGGAGGUGCUGAAGGAGCAGAUCCGGGAGCUGGCCGAGCGAAAUGCUGCACUGGAGCAGGAGAACGGACUGCUGCGUGCCCUGGCCAGCCCCGAGCAGCUGGCCCAGCUGCCCUCCUCAGGAGUCCCACGGCUCGGGCCCCCUGCGCCUAAUGGGCCUUCCGUCUGAGCGGCCUCCCUUCCCUCACAAUGUGCCUUUGGGGGCUGCCACGGCUGCCAGGCCUUGUGCCAGCUGCCUGCCCCCUCUUCCUAUGCAGCUUUAAUGCCUCCUGAUCCCUGGGGAUGGGAGUUCAAGGCUCAGUAUCGGCCGGUCCCCUAACCCUACCCCCAUCUUCCCAUAGUCCCCAGGGCCUGGGCUAGGGUGUCCACAGGCCUUGAUGGAAGAGGGAAGACUACAGGAUGGGGUGUUAGAUGGAGCCCUCCUCCAUGAGGAAUCCCACCCUCCCCCCUCCCCUUCCCUUGGUGUCAGUGUUCUGGGACCCACAGCAGGAGAUGGCUUGGGGGAGUUGGAGGCUCCCUGGCAGACACCCACCCCCCACCUUGUUCCUGAGCAGUGCCUCCUGUCCUUGGCUCAGGGGAGGGAGUACGGACAGUAUCUGGAAGUCUGGGGUUCAGGUUGUUAUUAACAUAAUAAUUAUAAUUAAAAAAUCUGAAGAAACUUGAA